Messenger RNA from Dermacentor andersoni, 1194 nucleotides. RefSeq lists its product as uncharacterized. Lineage: Eukaryota; Metazoa; Arthropoda; Arachnida; Ixodida; Ixodidae. The record is from RefSeq and is a predicted model, not a curated record.
AUGGCGGACGAGGAGACGCCUGCUCCGAAAAAGAGGGCCCUAUCCUCGACCGUGCGGAUUCAGGGCAAAAUGAAGCUCAUGAAGAACGGUGACCACUCGCUGUUCUUCAAGUUCUACAGGAUGUCGCCGGAGACAUUCGACGCGCUCCACGACAUGGUGCGGGACCGGCUGACGAAGGAAUGGGUCUGCCGAGAACCGAUUUCAUCUGGCGAGCGCCUCGCACUGACGCUGCGAUACCUGUCGUCCGGUAUGCUCGUGCGAGAUGCAGCAAUGGCCUUCAGAGUGGGGCUGGAGGCUGCACGCAAGGCGAUCCACCUGACGUGCAAUGUGCUAUGGGAGGUGCUGUCCCCUGUGUACAUGAAGCCUCCAACAGAGGGAGAAUGGAGGGACAUCGCCUUAGGAUUUGGCAGCCGCUGGCAGUUCCCGAAUUGCCUGGGUGCUGUGGACGGCAAGCACGUGAGGAUUAGAUGUCCAAGAAAGGCUGGGAGCCUGUACUUCAACUAUAAGGGCACCCACUCCAUUGUCCUCAUGGCUGUGGCAGACGGCCAGUACCUGUUUCGCCUUAUUGAUGUGGGCGCACCUGGGAGGUUUAGUGAUGGUGGAAUUUUCAAAGAUUCCCCCAUUGGCAAACGACUGCACGAGGGCAAGCUCAAUCUGCCUCGGGCAGCUAAGCUACCAGGCUCCGAGCGAAUUUGCCCUCGUGUGUUUGUUGGCGAUGAAGCCUUCCAGCUGCGCCCCGACUUCAUGCGGCCACUACCGGGCACCCGGACUAAAGCUGAGGAGAUCAUCUUCAACUACCGCCUCAGUCGUGCCAGACGAUGUAUAGAGAACGCCUUCGGGAUUCUCGUUUCCCGCUGGCGGAUAUACGAGCGGCAGAUGAACCUGCAGCCGGAAAAUGUGGAGAGUGUUGUGAAGGCAACCUGCGUACUUCACAACUUCUUAUCUGUAACGUCCAGCGCUUCAGCGACCUACUGCCCACCUGGAUAUGGAGACUGCCAGGACAUGUUCGGGUAUGUCCGUGACGGCACUUGGCGACAAGAGGCGGCAACUGCUGCUGUGUUCGGUUUGCAGGGAGCAAAGGCCCGCAACUGCACGAAUGCUGCUAAUUCGGUGCGCAAGCAGUUCAUCGAGUACUUCAAGGAUGAAGGGCAGGUGUCUUGGCAGUGGAACCUGCCAGGGGUGACAAGCUUGUAG